This is a messenger RNA of Clunio marinus, 2022 nucleotides long. Lineage: Eukaryota; Metazoa; Arthropoda; Insecta; Diptera; Chironomidae. The record is from the annotation of a GenBank genome assembly.
AUGACAGAAAUUAAAACCAAAGAAAAAACUUCGUACUCACAAGUCUUAAACGUAGACAACUCAAUUCUACUUGAUAUAAAUUUUGAUGAAAUUGAUCCUCCAUUAGAUAAUCCGAAUAAGCGAAAAUUGAAAGAAAUCAUUUCGAAUGAGCAUGAUAACGGAACAAUUUUCAAGACACCUCAGUCUGUUAGGAAACGUAAAAGAAGAAUUUCACAUGCCGAUGAAACUCGAAGAAGCAAAGAAUCUUCUUUAGUGUCAAAAACUAGUAUAAGCAGUGAAAUCUCAUCUCAAGAUAUUCUAAAAUGUAUUGCAAUUGAUAAUCUAGAAUUGACACAAACUAAUGAAAGUCUCAAUGAGCUUGAACAUGAUGAUGAAUACUCCAAUGUCAUCACAAACCCAACAACCAACUCACAAUACAUUGAAAAUAGACUUCAAAGAAACCCUGAAGCAGGUAGUUCACCCAAUGAAUUGAAUUGCAAUCAAAGUAAAGGAAUUAAUGAUGAAAACGAACAUGCAACAAAGAACAAAACUCCAAAGCAAGUUUCAAAAUACAAAAAACUUCUUCCCGUAUCAUCAUUCGCAUUUAGAGAGAUGGGAUCAUUUUUUGGUUUAACAAAACAUCAAAAAGCUUUUAUUUUGCAAACGAAAAACAUUGAAAAACUUUAUGAAUGGCAAGAAGAGUGUUUAGGAUUGCGUGCAAUUCACGACAGAUCAAAUCUCAUCUACGCAUUGCCAACAUCAGGAGGAAAGACUUUGGUGGCGGAAAUUGCUAUGAUUCGUGAAGUUCUACUAAGAAAAAGAAACGUAAUUUUUGUACUUCCAUACGUGUCAAUCGUUCAAGAGAAAAUCAACGAUCUGAUGCCAUUCGCUGUUGAAUUUGACUUCCUUCUCGAGGAAUAUUGUGCGGGAAAAGGAUCAAUUCCACCAAUAAAGCGAAGGAAGAAAAACACAAUCUUCAUUUCAACCAUUGAGAAGAGUCAAAUUUUGUUCGACAGUCUCUACGAGAACAAUCGAUUGAACGAAGUUGGAAUGAUUGUCGUGGAUGAAUUGCAUAUGCUUGGCGAUGAGAAGCGCGGCUAUCAUCUUGAAGUUUUACUCUCGAAAGCUGUUUUUCAUAAGCAACCCCACAUUCAGAUUAUCGCCAUGUCAGCGACAAUUUCAAAUCUUAAAGAAAUUGCUCGAUUUCUUAAUGCUGACGUCUACACAAGAGAAUUCCGUCCAGUCGAACUUAAAGAGUACGUCAAGAUCGGAUCAGACAUCUUUUCAGUUGAUGGGAAAACUCGAUAUAUAUCAGAUGCUUUCAAAGUGUCUAGAAAUGACUUUGGCAAAGAAUACACAAGGCAAAUGCUUAAGAGAGAUCCUGACCAUCUUGCCGCACUUUCUCUUGAAAUCAUUCCGAAAUCUUCAUGUUUGAUCUUCUGCGCCACUAAACAGAAUUGCGAGAAUGUUGCCAAAUUAUUGACUGAGUUGCUGCCACAAGAAUUGAUUGAAUGGAAGAAGGAAGAGAAAUCGACACUCAUGGAACACAUAAAAGCAGACGCCAAUGGUCGCAUUUGUCCAAUUCUUGCAAAAACAAUUCCAUUUGGGAUUGCUUAUCAUCAUUCUGGAAUGACUAACGACGAAAGAAAACAUUUGGAAGAAGCUUAUCGAUGUAACAUAAUUUGCAUCAUUUGUUGUACUUCCACUUUAGCUGCUGGCGUUAAUUUACCAGCACGACGUGUGAUAAUUCGGUCGCCUUAUGUUGGCCAACAUUUCUUAACAUUGUCAAGAUACAAGCAAAUGAUUGGAAGAGCUGGGCGUGCUGGAAAAUGUUCAUCUGGUGAGAGUAUUUUAGUGUGUGAUCCGAAAGAUUAUCAAAAGUUGACAACUUUGUUAUGUUCUAAAAUGGACGAGACGAUCAGUGGAUUUGUUCAAGAUGUAAGUGGAAUGUUUAUUGAAACGGUGAUUCUCAAUCUGAUUGGAACGAAAGUUGCAACUUCCAUUGAUGAUCUUAUUGACUUCUUCAAGUGUUCUUUGUUAAGU